AUGGCGAAUAUGUUUACUUCGACAUGGCGCUCCUUUUGGCAUACCAUGACCUCCAAUGACCGCCAUGCCUCCCACGACUCCCCCUACCGUACAGGGAGACACGUCCCUCUCAACCAAAGCCGCCAUGAGCCACUCACAUCUGUCGCAACCAGCGCAAUCGAGUCUCGCCCAGAUCUCUCCAACCCCUACGAUGACGAGCCAGCAAAAGGAUCAGCAAAUGCGCAAGCAAGCGAGUGGACUGGCUCCCCCGAUGACUUGGACUCUCCUACCCGCCCUUACUCCCCUGGAAUGAGAUCGGUGGCAUCCCAGAAGAGAAGAUCGAAUGACCAAGGCGAGGGUGCGCCAGAAAUCCAAAUGCAAAGCUUCCACGAUGGAGCACCACCACCGCCGCCGGUCGCUCACUCAUGGCGGAAGAUUGAGCGUUGGUUAGAACACAAUUACGAGGAACUGCUUGAUCAACUCGGAGAAGGAUGCACCCAGAACGAUAUAAACGAGCUGGAGCACGAGCUCGACUGCAGUCUACCAUUAGAGGUGCGGGAAUCCUUGAUGAUUCAUGACGGUCAGGAACGUGGUGGUCUGCCUACCGGUGUCAUCUUCAGUGCCAUGCUGCUCGACUGCGAGGAGAUUGUUCAGGAAUGGCGCAACUGGAAAACGGUCAACGACGAAUAUCUCAGCGGUUCAACUAUGCCUCGCCCGUCCGCCAGCUCCGCAGCCAGCUCCUCUGCGGCCGGUCCGUCUCAGCCCAACCCCGGCAUGUGGCGAUCAGAACUGCUGGACCGCCAGGAUUCCCAACCGCCCGGUGCCGUUCAAAAAGCAUACGCACAUCCCGCGUGGAUUCCUCUUGCCCGGGAUUGGGGUGGCAACAACCUUGCCAUCGAUCUGGCACCCGGCCCCGCUGGAAAAUGGGGCCAGGUAAUCAUCUUCGGCCGUGAUUACGACUGCAAGUAUGUCGUGGCUCGAUCGUGGGCUGCAUUCCUCGCCACUCUGGCCGAUGAUCUGUGCAGCGGCCACGUUGUCGUCGACGAGGAGACGAAUGAGCUGAAGCUGAAGCAAUUCAAGGCUCAAGGCGUGGAGCCCCCAUAUCUGGAAAUUCUGCGCUGGAGGACGGAUCAGAAGUAUGGCCGCCGUGUGCCUCGUCGAAAGGGUCCGGUGCCCAAUGGUCUGGGCGUAAACUCUUCCGGCAACCGGUCCAGGAGUCGGGAGUCCCCUUACGGUAGCCCCACGCGCGCUGAAGAACGAGGUCGUUCGCCGCACCGUUUCUCCAAGAGUGGAAACGCCCAGAGCCCUAAGACGCCAUUCGGUGUGUCCAGUCCUCUUGCACGGGUGACAGAAGAGACGACAAGUCCCAUCACCACUGCAGGACCCUCGAUCUCUGAAGACCCCAAGGAAAACGACAAGGGAGCUGGAGACGAAGACCUUAUGGAGGUCGUCACCCCACAAAUCUCCAACAAGGAGAACGAAGGUUUCCCGAAACCCAAUGAGCUCAAGGAGACCGAGAAGGUAGAGAAGGCUGACUCUGCAGAAUCCCCCGGUGGCUCCAGUGGCUUGGAGUCGGAGGUGCUGGGUGAAAUGAAGAACGUGGCUAUUUAG
Molecule: messenger RNA, 1590 nt
Organism: Penicillium bovifimosum
Lineage: Eukaryota; Fungi; Ascomycota; Eurotiomycetes; Eurotiales; Aspergillaceae
Product: SMI1/KNR4 family protein
Exons: 2
Coding region: 1-1590 (529 amino acids)
Biological process (GO): regulation of fungal-type cell wall biogenesis; cell wall biogenesis
Cellular component (GO): mating projection tip
Source: RefSeq, a predicted model, not a curated record